AUGUUUUACUACCCAACAGUUUUGAAGCGACAUUCGGGAUGUUUUUUCAUACUCUGGUUGGUUGGAACCAAAGGCAUCAAAGUUCCUCGCAGGGAUUUCCUGAAAGUCAAUGUCUCAAACACUUGUGAUCAACUGAUGGAGUACUUGCUGGGGCGGGUGCCGUCCCCCUGCCCGGCUCUGCCACGGCCUUGUUUCUUCCUCUACCUCUCCACCCAGCUCCAGUAUGGCCUCGUCACCGUCUACCACCGCCAGUGUGUUAUUUUCCUGGAGGAACUUCAGUUCUUUCUGGGCAAGCUUUCAAAAGAUGUGCUCCUGCCAGAUCCUCUGUCUCUACUGAAGGAGGCUGAUGGAGUCCUGGAUCCUUUGUUUGGGGUGUUGCAUUUUCCUGAUGCCAUGCCCAGUCCAACUGAAUUCAUAAAGAUGAGUCAGGAGUUUCUGAGGAAAGCCUCUCCUGAGCUUCAUGAACUUGCCAGGUCAACUUCUUCAGAGGCUGCUGAGCUGAAAACUGGUACUACUGCAUCUCCAGAGUCCAUCACUCUGAGAGAGACGGAGCCCCUUUCUGUUCCCGCUGCAGAGUUCGAAGGUGAGGAGCUUAUUGAUCAACAUGGGGAAAUGAUUGACUUCCUCAUGGCUCAAGCUGAUCCCUUUCCAGCAGAAGCCUUGGAGCCGCCGAGAGGAGAGCAGGGAAUAGAGCUGUUCAAGGAAGCUGGGGACCAGGAAGAAUCAGGAUCCAGCAUCGAGCUGCAGCUGACGAUGGUCUCCAGUGAAGACUCCACGUUGUUGCCUCAGGAAGAGCCCACCUGCCCAAAUGACCAGAACUCCCAGAGACCAGCGUGUCCUCCCCUCACCGCCCCCCACAGCGAGGGAACAUCAAAGAAGUCUGAGUGGCUUCGAGACAUCUGGCCGGAGGUGAGGGUGAAAAAACCGAAGAGGAGGAGGCAACUGAUCUUCUUCGACCCGGAGACGCAGCGGUCACCGGAGGAGCAGCGGAUCCUAGACCCCUUAUUGCCGAGAGAGAUUGAGUUGUUAUGGAGAAAGGCUGCGACCAUAGUGCAGAUCUCAGGAUCCAACCUUCAGGUCGGCGAGAGAGACCCCGAGUCUAUGGACUCUGAGAGGGACGGCGAGGCGGCAGAAACAGAGGAGCACACACUUGAGCUGAGCUCUAAAGAGAUCGAGAGAGGAACGGGGGAACAAAAAGGGUUUGAAACUUCAGCUCCGAGUACAUUACCACUGGACCUGUCGGACCCAACGGAACUGUCCCAAGAGACCCCCUGUGUGUCCCUGCCCGGGAGUGGAGAGUCUGUCUCCCCACCGCCGGACAUGGGAGGGGUGGAGGCCGAGCUGCCUCCGAGUCUCCUGGACCGUGUAUCAGCGGGGAGGUUUCAUGCGGAGCAGGAAGAGCCUUACGGGGAAAUCUGGAUAUUUCCUGGACCCAACUAUGGAGAAUUGUUUCCGAAUUUGUAA
This is a messenger RNA of Cololabis saira (Pacific saury), 1464 nucleotides long. RefSeq names its product meiotic recombination protein REC8 homolog. The transcript has 16 exons. Gene Ontology annotation, biological process: mitotic sister chromatid cohesion; replication-born double-strand break repair via sister chromatid exchange; synaptonemal complex assembly. Gene Ontology annotation, molecular function: protein binding; chromatin binding. Gene Ontology annotation, cellular component: cohesin complex; synaptonemal complex. The record is from RefSeq and is a predicted model, not a curated record. Bases 1 to 1464 code for a protein of 487 amino acids. Lineage: Eukaryota; Metazoa; Chordata; Actinopteri; Beloniformes; Belonidae.